AUGUCAAGAGAAUCAUCGAUCACUGUCGCCGUCAGAAUACGACCAUUGAAUGAAUUUGAAAAUAGUAGUUUCAGUUACAGACGAUGCAAGUCCAGAGGGAAGGCACAACAACGACGUUUCAAGUUAAACCAAUCUUUUGGCCAUGUAGCUAAUAAUGGUAGGCGUGUGUCAAGCAGAAUGGACCACAAUAGAAGAAAUAAAAUACUUGAAACAGUGGAUGAUCGGAUGUUGAUAUUUGAUCCUAAUAGUUCACGUUCCUUAUCUGAGUUGGAGAUGAACUCCUUCCCUGGCUCAAAAAGUUCUGCGGUUAGCCGAAUCGGAUGUCAUAACAGGAGAAAUAGAGAGCAUCGUUUUGUCUUUGAUAGAUUGUUUGAUGAGGAUUCUUCGCAAUCGGAAGUAUAUAGCUAUACGGGUAAGCCAUUAUUAGAUAGUGUGCUUGAAGGCUAUAACGCCACGAUAUUUGCUUAUGGUGCCACAGGAUGCGGUAAAACUUUUACUAUUACAGGCACACCAGAAAAUCCCGGUAUCAUCUUUUUGGCAAUGUCAGAUUUGUUCCGGCGUAUUCAAAUUCUUAGUGCUGAUAGAUCUAUCAAGUUAACAUUAACUUACCUUGAAAUAUAUAACGAGAAAAUUCGGGAUUUGUUGAAUCCUAACACUGAUCCUAACUCCUUACAAUUGUUGGAAGACAAGCACAAAAGAGUAUUAGUAUUAAAUCUUUCUCAGCAUCACCCAAAAGCUGUACAAGAGGUUUUAGAGUUGAUAAAAAAAGGCAAUAGAUAUCGCACAGUAUCACCUACUGCUGCGAACGCAGUUUCUUCUAGGUCGCAUGCUGUUCUUCAAAUAACAUUAGAGCAGACUCCCAAGGGAAACGCCGCUAUUGAUGGAAAACAAAUUGUUUCAACGCUUUCAUUCAUUGAUCUUGCCGGUAGUGAGCGUGCUUCUGCUACCAGAAAUAGAGGAGUACGCUUGCACGAGGGUGCAAACAUUAACAAAUCAUUGCUAGCAUUGGGUAAUUGCAUUAAAGUUCUUUCCAAACCAAGCUCUAAGACGCGUAUCUAUGUUCCGUACAGGGACAGUAAACUCACACGAUUACUCAAGUUUUCCCUCGGAGGAAACUGUAAGACGGUAAUGGUUGUCUGUGUGUCACCUUCAGUCUCGCACUAUGACGAAACAUUGAAUGCAUUAAAAUAUGCUGAUCGCGCUAAAUCAAUUCGCACAAAGAUCCUGAGAAACACUCGUGAUGUCAAUCAACAUAUCAGUUCGUACCUAAACAUAAUCAAAGAUCAGAAAAAGGAGAUUCAGCUUCUGAAAGCCAACUCACAAAUGUUAGUUCGCAGAGAAAUGGCAAAAUAUGCCGAUCAAACUGUACGUUGCAGAAAUGAGCUGGAUGAUGCCAUAAAAAGCAUUCAAAAAUCUGUUCAAAAGGCAGAUUUUUCUCAAUCUAGAAGAGCUCAAAUUAUAGCCAAGGUACAAUUUUUAGAAGUCGAACUUAACAGAUUUGAGCACGUCUUAGGUGCCUUUAGGCGUUGCAAAAGCAGUCUCUCUUGUGAUGAAAUAUUUAAAGAUCUUAUCAAAGGUAUAGAGGAACUGUGCCUUUACAUUAGAAGUUUAGUAUCUGGUUUGAAUAAGGAAUUGGAUCAUUCCACGGAACUUAAUCUGAUAUUCCAGGGUACCCCUCAAGUAAUUUUAAGAAAAUUGCAAGAAUUAGAAGGUUGGAAUGAUACUUUUGAUAGUUUGUUUACGACUAGGGUUCAGCUAAUGGAGGAACAAGUUGAAAGAUCUAUCCUUCAAAAAGCAUCAGAAGUGUUGAGCGGUUAUAUGAAGAAUAGUGGAAGUAGAAAUACCUGGACGGAAUGCCUUAUGAACUCCUUGGACGUUCUCUUUCAACUUUGUUAUGCACUAGCAGGAAAAGGUGAUGCACGUUUUGAAGGUGACUUUGCUGAUACAGAAGUUGGAGUGUUGCUGUUAGAUAAGUGUCAUGAAAUAUUAAGAAUUCUUAAGGCAUCUGUGGAUGACAUUAGUGAAAGUGGGUUUGGUUUAUUAGAAGCUGAAGAGAGAAUAAAGGGUCGCACAAAAUAUUCCUUUUCAUCUCCAAAGAAGAAUAAAGUGAAGGACAUGCCCGAAUUAAUGUAUUCGAAGAUAACUCCAACAAAGCGGGCACAGUCAUCAUCAAUGAGGAGUCCGCUUAAUAAGAAAAUUAACGCAGGGAAAGUUUUAUCGAGCGGGUUUGAGAGCAGUUCGACUCAAUGUGAAUUGAAAGACACUAAAUCAGAUCUCGAUGGACUAAUGACAAAUGUUGAUCUUAGUCCAGAUUUUCAUCGCACUAAUAAUGACACAUUUGUAGCACCUUCAAAAAGGCUUACCUCCCGAACGUUGGCCGCAAAUACCCAAAUAGGAAGUCCUGGAAGAAUGACUGGAUUGGGGAUUCCGCCAUAUAUUUCGUCAAGUCCUACGAAAGAGGGUAAAUUUUUUAUGCCAAUAGUUAUGAGUAAGCAGGGAUCUGGACUAGAAAAUACUAGCGGAGAAAUGGAUAUCGAUGAUGGAAGAAAUUAA
Molecule: messenger RNA, 2553 nt
Organism: Brettanomyces bruxellensis
Lineage: Eukaryota; Fungi; Ascomycota; Pichiomycetes; Pichiales; Pichiaceae
Exons: 1
Coding region: 1-2553 (850 amino acids)
Biological process (GO): microtubule-based movement
Molecular function (GO): ATP binding; microtubule motor activity; microtubule binding
Source: RefSeq, a predicted model, not a curated record